Messenger RNA from Malania oleifera, 3964 nucleotides. Its product is annotated as protein argonaute 2-like. Gene Ontology annotation, biological process: regulatory ncRNA-mediated post-transcriptional gene silencing. The coding region runs from base 408 to 3632 and encodes 1074 amino acids. Gene Ontology annotation, molecular function: protein binding; RNA binding. Lineage: Eukaryota; Viridiplantae; Streptophyta; Magnoliopsida; Santalales; Ximeniaceae. The record is from RefSeq and is a predicted model, not a curated record. The transcript is spliced from 3 exons. Gene Ontology annotation, cellular component: cytoplasm.
AAAUUAAAAUCAAAUUCGGAAAAAACUCAACUGGUCCUUUCCAACCCUUCCCUCCCCCCCCCUUCCCCUCAGUUUCGUCUUUUCCCUCCUCCGCUCUGGUUCCAUGAUGCUUCUGGAAUCUUUGUAAAAAGAUUUUUCUUGCAAAACCGAUCAUUCCACAUUCCCUAACUGCUUCCUAAGCAAUUUGGAAGCUUUCGAAGCAAGUAAAUGGAGGGUCAAAGCAGUCAUUUCACCUUCCUCCGGCAUCUACACUUCUUCCUUCCACCUCCAUAUAUAACUGACCUCGCGCUCCUGCGUCCCUUCCAAAAAUCUCCUAUAAUAAUUGCUUGAUCAAAUCAUCGACUGUCUUGGGUUUGCUUCAUUUGAUGCUUUGAUUUGAAUUUAUUUCUUGUGUGAGUUUGGGUGAAAUGGAGAGUUCCGGUUGGGGAGGAAGUAGCAGCAGAGGACGAGGCGGCGGCCGUGGCGGUGGCAGUGGUAGUGGCGGUAGAGGGAGGAGUAGAGGUGGUGGAUCGGGUUCGUCCUCCUACCAAGGGGCUCCACAGGGACAAUAUUCGGAUCAACCGUAUCAAGGUGGCGGUCGUGGCGGCGAUGGUCGGGGUCGCGGUCGCGGUCGCGGUCGCAGUGGCCGUCGCGGUGCUGGAUAUGGUGAUAGAGGUUCUGCCUCGAGUCAGCAAACUCCUCUGCCUAUCUAUGUAGAAGGUCAGUAUCAAGUAAGUUCUAGCUCUGGGCAGCAAUAUCCUCAAGAAUGGAGUAACCAGGAAGGUUCUGGCCGAGGAUGGCUCCCAAGGCCCGCGGUUGAUGUGGUUUCCAGUAAGGGUUUGGGACCAACAAAGCCUGAUUCUGGCGAGAGUUCGACCAAGGCUGGUUCUGGUAAAGAUCGGAGGGGUACUGGAUCUUCUGUUCGGGGCAGGGGACAGGCUUAUGUUCCUGUUAGGUCUGAAAGAUCUUCUGAAGUUGUUCCUGAUCAUAUUAUUUCAGAUAUGCAGUCACUGAAUACAGCAGACCAGCUGCCUCCAUCAUUACAACCUGAAGGUACAGACAAAAUUUUGCCCAUGAAACGGCCUGAUUGUGGCAGAAAUUCCAUCAAAUCUUGCCGAAUUCUUGUUAAUCACUAUCCAGUCAGAUUCAAUCCUGAGGGCUUCAUAAUGCACUAUGAUGUUGAUAUCAAACCGCAUGGAGCAACCAAGAAUGGUCCACAUGGGAAAAUUACAAAAUCUGAUCUGCGUAUGAUCAGGAACAAGUUACUCUCUGAUGGUCCACAGCAUCCUAUGUGGAUGACUGCAUAUGAUGGUGAGAAAAACAUUUUUAGUGCAGAAUCACUGCCUACUGGAAACUUCACAGUGGAAAUCUCUGAGGGAGAAGACAGCAACAAACGGUCUUUCAUGUUCACUAUAAAACUUGUAAAUGAACUUAAGUUCUGCAAGUUGAAAGAGUACUUAAGUGGGAACCUCCUACUUAUGCCUCGUGAUACCUUACAAGGAAUGGAUUUGGUAAUGAAAGAGAAUCCAGCUAGGCGGUUAAUCUCAGUUGGCCGGAGCUUUUUCCAUGCAGAAUUCAACCCAAGAGAUGAUCUUGGAUAUGGCAUUGCAGCAUCUAGGGGGUUUCAACAUAGUCUGAAGCCCACCUUCCAGGGUCUAGCGCUGUGCCUUGACUAUUCGGUUUUGGCAUUUCGGAAGCGGGUUCCAGUUAUUGAUUUCCUUAAGGAGCAUAUCCGUGGGUUUAACUUAAAUGAUUUUGGAAGGUUCAAGAGAGAAGCUGAGGAUGCUUUGAUAGGGCUGAAAGUUACGGUGACUCACCGUCGUACUAAGCAGAAAUAUACCAUUGCAUGCUUGACUAAUGUGGACACUCGCCAUCUUUCCUUCAAGCUUGAUGAUCCAGAGGGCAAGGCUUCACCAAGGGAGAUAUGCUUGGUGGAUUAUUUCAGGGACAAGUAUGACAAAGAAAUUAGAUUCAAGGACAUUCCUUGCUUAGAUGUGGGGAAAAACAACAGAAAGAACUAUGUCCCAAUGGAAUUUUGUGUCCUGGCUGAGGGACAGAGAUAUCCAAAAGAGCAGCUGGAGAGGAAGGACAAGAAGGCAGCUGUGCUGCUGAAGAACAUAUCUUUGGCUAGGGCAAAUGAUAGGAAGAGUAUGAUAUGUCAAAUGGUGCAGUCAGAGUAUGGACCCUGUGGUGGAGGCAUUGUUCAGAAAUUUGGAAUGGAAGUAGAUACAAAUAUGACAACUGUUGAAGGCCGUGUCAUUGGGCCACCAGAGUUGCGGUUAGGUGCUUCCAAUGGCAGGGUGAAUAAGAUUAAGUUGGACCAGGAGAAAUGCCAGUGGAACCUUGUUGGAAAAUCUGUUGUUGAAGGCAAAUCAGUUGAACGGUGGGCUGUGCUUGACUUUACUGCAAAUGAGCGAUUCAAUGUAUUGGAUGCAAACCAUUUCAUUCCGGCACUUAUUAAUCGGUGCCAGAAUUUGGGGAUUGACAUGGGGGAACCUCUGUCAUAUGAGUGCACUAAAAUGAGCAUGUUCUCCAAUGUCAAUGCGCUUCAUGAAGUCCUUGACUCAAUUAAUGAGGAUGCUAAACGUUCUGCUGGGGGUCAGUUGCAAAUUCUUUUGUGUGUGAUGACAAAAAGGGAUCCUGGCUAUAAGCAUCUCAAAUGGAUAUCUGAAACCCAAAUUGGUAUUGUGACUCAAUGUUGCUUGUCAACAAGCAGACUCAAUGACCAGUAUUUUGCAAAUCUUGCUCUCAAGAUUAAUGCCAAACUUGGUGGCAGCAAUGUGGAGCUAAUCAGUCGGUUUCCCCGUUUUGAGGGGAGAAGCCCUGUUAUGUUUGUGGGUGCUGAUGUCAAUCAUCCUGCUGCUUCAAACAAGACUUGCCCUUCCAUUGCUGCAGUGGUUGCCACCAUGAAUUGGCCUGCUGCAAAUUGCUAUGCAGCAAGAGUCUGCCCUCAAGCCCAUAGAAAAGAGAAGAUAGUGAACUUUGGCAACAUGUGCGCAGAGCUUGUUGAUACUUACGCCAAACAUAAUAAAGUUAAGCCAGAAAAGAUUGUGGUCUUCCGUGAUGGGGUAAGUGAAGGUCAAUUUGAUAUGGUUCUUAAUGAAGAGUUGGCUGAUCUCAAGAAGGCUAUUCAAACAAAGGACUACUGCCCAACAAUCACCCUCAUUGUGGCACGGAAGCGACACCUAACCCGUUUGUUCCCCGAGUCCCCAAGAGAUGGGGGAGCAGCUGGCAAUGUGCCUCCAGGCACUGUGGUGGACACCAAAAUCGUCCAUCCCUUUGAGUUUGACUUCUAUCUUUGCAGUCACUAUGGGAGCCUGGGCACAAGCAAGCCCACACACUAUCAUGUCUUGUGGGAUGAGCAUGGCUUUACUUCUGAUCAGUUGCAGCAGCUGAUAUACAAUCUGUGCUUCACGUUUGCUCGGUGCACGAAGCCUGUGUCGCUGGUGCCUCCAGUGUAUUAUGCCGAUCUUGUUGCAUAUAGAGGCAGGAUGUACCAAGAGGCUCUAAUGGAGGGUGGGCUGCCAAGGGGUUCACGGGCACCUUCCCAGUCUCCAGCACCAUCAUCGGCAGCACUGUCAGCUGGACCUUCAUUCAGUGAAAGGACCUACAGGUUGCACAGCAACAUUGAGGAUGCCAUGUUCUUCGUUUGACAGGCUGUAGCGGCAGCCACUCUCUCCUGGAAUUUUCUACCUCACACAUGGCUGAAGGAUGUUUGUACCUUUUUUGGUUUUAGAGAAAGGCCCAGUACAGGCUCUGACCCUUUUCUAGUCAAACAAACUAGUUAAGGAGUUUGUGCGUGAAUCUAAUUGGGUUUUGGAUUUUGGAUUUUGGACUUUGGAGUUUGGUGUGGUGUGUAUUGGAUAUUUUAUGUAGAUUUUGUUUUUGUUUUUAUAUUUUUGUGUGUUUUUUGUUUUUCUUAAGUGGUGAUCGAACUAUGCUUCAGAGGCAAUAUUUCUGAUUCUGGCUGGAUUUUCAUUUUUCA